Molecule: messenger RNA, 2925 nt
Organism: Purpureocillium takamizusanense
Lineage: Eukaryota; Fungi; Ascomycota; Sordariomycetes; Hypocreales; Ophiocordycipitaceae
Exons: 6
Coding region: 73-2724 (883 amino acids)
Biological process (GO): proteolysis
Molecular function (GO): serine-type endopeptidase activity
Source: RefSeq, a predicted model, not a curated record
CUGGCGUCCAUUUUCAGCAUUCUUUCCAGUGCGCCAGAGCAGUUGCAUGCCGCAACCGUCGUCGGCCAGCCCAUGAAAACCUGGGAUAUGAGCUCUUCCAACGCUAUCAUCGUCACAUUCGCAGCAGAUGUCACUGAGCGCCUUGCUACCAUAGCGCAUGGCGUCGGAGGAAGCGAUGGAAAACACUUCUGUCCCGCAUUAGCCGCGGCACUUUGGCUGGUCAAUCAGCACCUCAAAGACCAGAAAAGGGCUGAUUCAGUUCUUGGGGCCCGUUUAUUAAGACUCUUGAGUAAUCUCGAGAGAAUUUGCAAGCCGCAAACUGGACACUCAAACCCACAUCAGUCAACAUCGAAAGCAGCAAAAAAUGGAUUCGAACUCGCCAAUCGCUAUCCUGGACUGAAUCUGCUUUGUCAGAACAAUCGCAAAAACGCAGUGGACGGCAUCCGCAAGUUGGCUUCACGCCGAAGUCCUGAAGGGAAAACGAGACAACAGGAUCUACUAAGAAUCCUUGAGACUUUCAUCAGGGGCCUCGCGGUCGUAGAUGAGGAUCCGAAUUCUAAUGAAAAGAAUGACGUUUGGGUCGGAGAGGAUUUUACCGGCUCAAUCCGAACUCUAUACAAGGUGCUAUCUUCGCACAUCUUCUGCAACACUGGAAGUGAGCAGAAACAGAUAGCAGGACGACUUCGACUAGCACUAGAGAGUGGAACGGACGGCAAUUCACCAGCAUUCGACUUCAUGUUCCUUACACAUCCGCACCACGAGUGGCAAGAGGAAUGCAUUCGAUGGCGCGAGACCCGGGUUAGCGUGGAUCGCAGGAAGGCCAAAUUUGUGAAUACGACCGACGAAGAGGCACAGCUCCAAAUCAACGGCCCAAUGCACAUCGCCGACCUUUGCGAAAGAAUAAGCACCAGGGAACAGUACAAACUAUCUCUCCAGGUAUCAGACAAACAACUGCAUUUCGUCGAAUGGUGCGAAGGGGCGAAAUCUUGGGUGCCGAACGCACCGUCUGUCCCUUUGUCCACCAUCUUGAGGAACCACAGGCUGUCUAAAAAGAUGAAGUAUCUACUCUCCUACCUUCUAGCCAAGUCAGUGUGGCAGUUCUAUUCUACCGACUGGUUGGGCAAAGGAUGGACAAAAGAGAGCAUACACUUCAUGUUUGAGCGCCGCCAAAGCGCCACCAACGCUGGAAUUUACUUGAACGAGCCCUUUGUCUCGGCUCGCUUUGAUCCAGACGGCUGCAACAACUCCAUGUUUCGACCUCACAAGUUUCCCAAGAUCAAGGCUCUUGGGAUCGUCCUGCUUGAGAUUGAACUGGGAGUAGUCAUCGAAGAUCACUACGAAGCAGAGUGUUACGCUCCCGAUGGAGAACUCAAUACCGAUGCCGAUCUAUACGUCGCGCACAAGCUUUAUGAUGACCCUGAUAGGCUGGAGGACACAUUCGCCCCCUUGAAAACUGUCAUUGGAGACUGUCUUCGGCCUUCCAAGUUUAUGCAGCAGCGCCACAGCGAUGAGGAACUUCGAAAUGUCUUGCAAAAAGAAGUGGUUCAUCAUCUACACACUCUUAUAGCGCUGUAUGGUCAGCCAGAGAGGAUUGAGCUCAAGCCAACCCUUCAGAUGCAGCAUUCACAGGUUGGGCAGGUAGCAUAUCCGCAAAACAAGUCUCAGGGCGCGCCUUUACAACAGCUACAAGCACCACGAAACAUUCCCGUGGUUGAGACUCACCAACCCGUGAGGGCGGAGUCUGUCACUCAAGGUUCCGUGGCGAGCUACAUUGGGCAAGCCUCGUCUGCGGCUUGGUUCGACGAGCUAGACAAACUCAACGACAUCCUCUCUUCCUUGCCGAACGAGAUUGACCAGGCAUACAACCAAGUUCGCAUCGCGGUCAUUGAUACAGGUAUCAACGAGGAUGACGCCUACGCCAAGCAGAUACGAGGCUACCGAGACUUUGUAGCGAACAAAGAUUACGUGAAGCAGGAUGCCACUGGCCAUGGUACUAACUCAGUCAAACUGAUCUUCAAAGUCUACGCUGAAGCUGAAGUGUAUGUUGCCCGAGUAUUUGAGUCUGAUCAGGCAAAUGAUGAUACGCAAGACCUGAUGUUGAAGGCCAUUGAACAUGCAACGAAUGUCUGGCAUGUGGAUAUUAUCAGCAUCGCAUCUGGCUUCGAGAGAGACCAUACCAUGACGAGAAGAGCGAUCAAAAAGGCCGCUAGUGACGGAACUCUCGUGUUCGCUGCGGCAUCCAACUACGGAAAUAUUAGACAAGUCACAUUCCCGGCACGUAUGCAGGACGUAAUUUGCGUUUUCUGCACAGAUGGUCGGGCCAAGGUCUCUCAAUCAAUCAACCCUGCCGCCCAAAGUACCAAGUCGAAAAACUUUGCCAUUCUCGGCGAAGGAGUUUCGGUUCCACCAUCGAUAAAGGAACAGCUUACUGGAACGUCCGUUGCAACAAGCAUUGCGGCUGGCCUAGCAGGGCGAUUACUUGAUUUCUCACGCCAAAAGGAAGGGCGGAAGCGAAUACGAUGCGUUGGGAACUUGGCCAGCGUGGAGGGCAUGUCCGCAGUAUUCAGCCACAUGGCGAAAGGAGCCCAGGACUACAGGUAUAAUUGUGUGGUGCCUGGAAGACUCCUGCAGCACUUGGAUGAGUGUGAAGGGAGGGCGGCCAAGAGAGACAAGAUAUGUGAGAGGAUUUCAGUCGCUUUGGAGAAUAUUGACUUGGACGUAUGAUGCCUGAUACACGAUGCAGUAAAACAGCAAGGAUACUGCAGAACGAUACCCUGAAGUCUAUAGCCAGCCGGCAAGACUAGUGUGUAGAUAGAUGUGGUCGCGCAAAGGGGUGCGCCAGAAUGACGGGCUACUAGCAGGAUCGCGACUGGAGUGAAAGAAGAAACCCUGUUACAGAGGACGUGCACGGAACCAGCUCCUCUG